UCCGGUAUUUAGAGUCUGGAUUUUCAGGUUCCACACAGUGUGAGUCGUGUACGUGUGUGUAUGCGUGUGUGAGCGCGCGCGCGUGUGUGUGUGUGUGUGUGUGUGUGUGUGUGUGAGGGAGAGAGACAGAGAGAGAGGCAGAGAGAGUGUGUGUAUUGUACGUGUACGUGAGAUAGUUUGCAGCGUGUGCUCGGUUACUGUCACCGCUUUGCACCGCGGGCAGGGGCUCCGUGUUCCUACAUGCAAGUUACCGUCGCGGCUCCACAAUCGUUGCCCAGCAAUGACCGAAAGCCCCGCGACCAAACCAGCCAACGGGGAAGUGUGUCAGCGCGUCAAGAACGGACUGAAGGCGGAGAGAAACGGCUUGGCCAAGAGCCUCCGCCGCUGCCAUGAGCGGCCGCCCAAGCACCACUGCCACCCCGACGACGACGAGGAGGAGGUGGAGGUCCACGCCUCGUCGAAUCCUGGCGGCCUGUACAACCGGCCCUUCGUCGAGUCUUUCGAGGAGACGCCCAUGCUGGUGGCAGUGCUCACCUACAUGGGCUACGGCAUCCUCACCAUCUUCGGCUACCUCCGCGACUUCCUCCGUCACUGGAAGAUCGAACGGUGCCACAUUGCCAGAGAGAAGGAGGAGCAAAAGGACUUUGUGCCACUCUACCAGGAUUUCGAGAACUUUUACACCCGAAACCUUUACAUGCGGAUAAGGGACAACUGGAACCGGCCCAUAUGCAGCGUCCCAGGAGCCAAGAUGGGCCUGAUGGAGCGAGCCUCCCACGACUACAACUGGACAUUUCAGUACACGGGUCGGGUGGUGCAGGAUGUGAUUAACUUGGGCUCGUAUAAUUACCUCGGCUUCGCUGAGAAUACCGGCCCGUGCGCUGACGCCGCCGCCGAGGUCACCACGAAGUACGGUGUGGGAGUUGCCAGCACCAGGCAGGAGAUUGGUAACCAGGACAUACAUGAGGAGAUGGAGAAACUGGUGGCUAAGUUCCUCGGCGUGGAGUCGGCCAUGGGGUUCGGGAUGGGCUUCGCGACCAACUCUAUGAACAUACCAGCACUGACUGGCAAGGGUUGCCUCAUUCUGAGUGAUGAGCUGAACCAUGCCUCUCUGGUCCUGGGAGCCAGACUCUCAGGGUCCACCAUCAGAGUCUUCAAACAUAACAAUAUGCAGAGCCUUGAAAAACUGCUGAGGGAAGCCAUAGUCCACGGUCAGCCCAGGACGCACAGACCAUGGAAGAAGAUUCUUAUAGUGGUCGAGGGAAUUUACAGCAUGGAGGGCAGUAUAGUGCGCCUGCCCGAGGUGAUCGCCCUGAAGAAGCGCUACCGGGCCUACCUUUACCUAGACGAGGCCCACAGUAUAGGGGCCCUGGGUCCGAGGGGAAGAGGUGUGGUGGAUUACUUUGGCCUCGACCCUUGUGACGUGGACGUCAUGAUGGGCACCUUCACCAAGAGUUUUGGUGCUGCAGGGGGAUACAUUGCAGGGAAAAGGGAGCUCAUCGAGUACCUGCGCUCCCAUUCCCACAGUGCGGUCUACGCCACCUCCAUGUCUCCUCCUGUGGUGGAGCAAAUCAUCACUUCUAUGAAGUGUAUUAUGGGCUGGGAUGGCACGACGAUAGGCCGUGAUCGCGUGCAGCAGCUGGCCGAGAACACAGUCUAUUUCCGCAAGAGGCUUCGAGAAAUGGGCUUCAUCAUCUACGGCAACAACGACUCUCCUGUCGUACCCAUGAUGCUCUACAUGCCGGCCAAGAUAGGUUUCCUCUUCAGAUCCACAACCUGUGAAAAAGGAUUUGCAGGAUGGGCCUUUAUUGAACCGGCGCUGUGUCCUCAUGCCGUGUCGGCUGUGUCUCCUUGUGUGUGUCCUUCCAGAGCGUUUGGCAGGGAGAUGCUGAAGAGGAACAUCGGGGUGGUGGUCGUGGGCUUCCCUGCUACGCCCAUCAUCGAGUCGAGAGCGCGAUUCUGCAUCUCUGCCGCCCACUCCAAACACAUGCUCGACCGGGCUUUGAGUAUCAUCAGCGAGGUAGGAGACCUUCUUCAGCUCAAGUACUCCCGUUACAGAAUACAGCCGUCGUUGGCACGGCCCUUUGACGAUAACGUGUAUGAGGACAUUGACGACUGAUGAACCGCUCUUCGGCUUAAAGUGGCGUAAACCGGAACAACCCCAGAAAACACAGAACGGGUCAAGAUGGAUCACUAGUCUUCCACAAGGACCGAGACGUGCGUACGUGCCCAUCGUCACUAGCUUGCCAUAACGUAACCACUCAACAACAGAAAAACAUUCUUGACUCUCUCUACUUUGCCUUACCUAAACACGCAGAACUCGUGGUGAACACACUGAACAUAGCACCUCUGCUUUUUUCUGUGUACUUUUUAUUCAGUUUAUAUCAUUUUUUUGUCUAAGAAUUUUCCGUGUGUGUAUGUUUGUGUUCUAUUUACUUAUAUUUGUAGCCAUGCACAUCAAGCGCAAAUGUGCUAAGAAUUGUGAGUCGCGAGUUUAUUUUCAUAACAUGGAUCUAAAGUGAAAGUGGGAUAAAGUCAGACUUUUAACCAUCAAUCAAUGACCAACAUCUUUCAUCCUGUACUUUUCAGAUCAGCGAUCAAUGCCAUUGGAAAAAAGCACUAGGUUUUGUACUGUUUGCACAGGUCUGUAUGAGUGAGAAGUUCGGCUCCGUUCAUUAGGAAGUUGCCGUACAAAGUUUCACUCAAGCUAAUUUACCGAAUGGAGCAGUCUAUUCAGGGCCGUUCUGAUUCCCUGCUUAUAAGACGUAGAGAUUAAACAUGCACCUUUCAGCCAGACCCAACAUUUCUGAACAACUUAGGUUUAGUCUUCCUUCCAGACAGACCGACUAGACAGAUUAAAACAUGGCACUUCAGAGCUAAUUAGACAGGACCUUUCAAAGUAGACAAUAUUUUUUUUCCUCUUAUAAAGAAAUAACUUGAAAUAUUCUGGGAAAUGACUACAUUCACUCUCUUGCUGAGAGUAAUUUCAGAAGCCAUUUUCAUGUCUGAAUGUGAAAUAUGAAGCUAGUCGGUUAGCUUCUCGUGGAAGUUAAAAGUCUAUCACUUCCUGUUGAGUUUCUGUUCAGUUUUUCAUGGAUUAACUACACACAAAUUAACAAAAUAAUGGAAAAAAUGCAGAGAAACCAAGCCACUGGUCCAGUUUUUAAGCUAAGCUAAGUGCUAGCAUACAGAAAACCGAGUAGUCUUCUCAACAAAAUUUCAAAAAAAACUACACACAAAACAAGUUAAUCGUAACAACGUAGAAGAUCCCGGCAAGAGGGGUUUCCCUACCUGUCAGUUUCAAAGCUAAGGUAACUGCUAGCUUCAAAUUCCGCAUACAUAUCAGGGUACUCUUCCCAGUAAAAUUCAAUAACUGCACACAAAUCAUGAAGUCGGUUAUAAAAAAUGUAGAGAAACUAAGCCACCGAUAUCCUUUGACAUUCAGUUUUUAAGCAACACCAACUGCAAGCUUCAAAUCACUGUAGGCCUUUGUAUAUUACUUUCCAAUAUACUUUCCAAAAUGUCACUUCUGCUUGAGUUUCACGUCAUUGAAGUGAUGAAUUAAACGUCUUAACUCCCGCCGUAGGAGCAUAAAUUACUUAAAAUGUUUUAACCUUUUCAUAUUCAUGCUUGAGAACUUUAUUUGCCUAAGCUGACACCAGCUCUGGGUCAGUACAACAGUGCCAAAAUGGACAUGAUCAGAGCUGAGCACCGAUAUCCCUGAUGUCGUGUUGUUCUUACGAGUGAAUUGCUCACACCUAUAGAAGCCACAUACACAGCCGCAUACACAGCCAUACACUCCGGUAAUAUAGAGUUGAUAUCUUCCGAACCAAAUGCACGCGGUAGUGGCAAAAUCACACACAUCUGUGUCCAUUCCAACGGGAUGAAUGAAACCUUUUGUUUGAGAUGUAACACAAAUCCAAUUCCAAAAAUUUUGUUGCUUCUUUUUUACAGGAAUACAAAAAUGUGCUUGAUAACAGCACGGCUUAUUGUCAUAUUUAGUUUCAAAUUAAAUCCAAACUCUAGAUUAAUUUGAUCUCACUGCUAUCCUUCUCUAUUUUGUACUGUCAUUGAUUAAAAAAUAUAUAUUUAUUUAUAGACCAAUGAAAAUAACACUUUUCAUUAAUUGAACUUAAAAAUAACAGCUUGUUAUUGGGGAAAACAGAAAAAAACACAUUUAUUUAAACUUGAAUGGGAAAACCUAUCCCUAAACAUCUGUUACACAUUACACUCUCCUUCCCACUACUAUGUUACCAUCAGUGAGAUUGUAUGUUUUUAAUUGAAUAUUUUGUUUAUAUGUACCACUUAAAGUCUUAUGUAUCACCUCAAAGAUGAACAGAACUUUCCUAGUCAGACUAGUCUUACUUUGUUUUUAACCGAAAGACCAAUAUCUGUGCGACAUCUGAUCUGUCUGAUACGUUGGUUUUAGAUAGUGGUGGUUUGGUGUCAGACAGGAGAACAUCUGAACGGUUCCAGCUAAGCUCCUCCAGUUGGCUCCGUCAUACGCCUUCGCCGAUGUCAGCGUUCUUUUAUUGCCACGUUCUGUGUCUGUGUUGUGACCCACAAUUCAUUCAUGACUUUAACCGGUGUGAAUGUGCGUGUUGCUUUCCUUCCACUUACAAACCCGCCUUUUAAACUCUAUCUUCGUUUAUCUUCACGUCGUGCUACUGAGCUUUGGGACACAGCGCUCCUCCUCAAAGAAGGCAGCUAUAAAAGAGAAUUAAGAAAAAAAAAAAAAACGUGUAGGAAUCCCACAUGCAUACAUUAACACUUGCAUGUGCUGACAAGUAUUGCGCAACCACUCGUGACUCACACUAAUGCAUGCACGGUAAAGAACUCAUCAUUUGACGCUGCUCCGCACCUCAGCUAGUGGUGCUCAAGGAUUUACACUGUUCUGCUUGAUGUGACUUAAGAUAUCCACUUCACUGAAGAGAAAGUUUGAGUUAACAUGUCCGUCUGGGGUCUAAAGAGCUUUUUUUAACUAUUAUUAUUAUUAUUAUUGUUAUUUUAUUGUUUAUUUGUUACUGUAAAUGGGAGAUGCUUGUAUAACGUGUCUUAUGGAAAUGUAAUUCUGUAGAAAAACCUGAAACUUGGAUCACAGGUGAUUGUCCACGAGCUCAUGGUUUAGUUAACAAUGUUCCUCACAGAUGUAGAAUGUAUUUUCUUGUUCACAGGGAGUAAAGAAAAAUGGUGACACUCAAAGCAGGCAUUUAAAACAUGUUUUAAUACCAAAUUUAAUCACGUCAAGCCCCAAGACCUUACAGCUCAAUAUCCAAAUGCUAUAGUGUGGAAUAUUAAAUCAGAACUCUACGGUACCCUAAACGAUAGCCUGAAAAUGACAGUGUCUUCUGUUUCAUUUUGUUUUUGAGAAUGCAGGAAAUGCACAAAAGCAGAAUUGACUACUAUGGACCAGGGCCCUGACUGUUUUCUACAAAGAUUAUAUUGUAUCACUUUAAAAUGACCCGGGAGUGAGUUCCAGUUACCCCACAUCAGAGACAAUUAUUUUCUAAUAUACAGUAGUGCCUUUUGAAGAAGAUGAUUUUCUAAGAAUUCUUAAUAAUAGAGUCAUAACUUGGGUUGUCUCAUCUUUCAGAGUCUUAUUUGAACUCUUAUACUACUUUGUCUUCAACGAUACUUAAAUACUUAAUUAUCACUGGGUGUGUUAUGUAUGUUGACUGCAUUUGAUUAUAGAAAAUGCACUAUUUGCAACAUAUCGGCAAAAUAUCAAUAUGUAAAGUGUCACCCAUGUCGGUUUUAUCAGUAGAUCAUUAAAACAAUGAAAACAGCCU
Mugil cephalus (flathead mullet) is the source of this 5786-nucleotide messenger RNA. RefSeq names its product serine palmitoyltransferase 2-like. Gene Ontology annotation, molecular function: serine C-palmitoyltransferase activity; pyridoxal phosphate binding. Gene Ontology annotation, biological process: sphingosine biosynthetic process; ceramide biosynthetic process. The transcript is spliced from 12 exons. NCBI's taxonomy places the organism in Eukaryota, Metazoa, Chordata, Actinopteri, Mugiliformes, Mugilidae. Bases 281 to 2116 code for a protein of 611 amino acids. Gene Ontology annotation, cellular component: serine palmitoyltransferase complex. The record is from RefSeq and is a predicted model, not a curated record.